Dentiscutata erythropus is the source of this 428-nucleotide messenger RNA. The record is from the annotation of a GenBank genome assembly. Lineage: Eukaryota; Fungi; Glomeromycota; Glomeromycetes; Diversisporales; Gigasporaceae.
AAGCAGUUAGACUACCAACAAAAGAGGAAUUAGAAGACAGACCAGAGGCUGGUCCAGAACCUAGAACGCAAGCAUUUAGAAAUGAUAACAAAUAUAAGAAUUUAAUUAAUAAAGAAUUUAGACGCUUAGGAGAGAUAAAUAAAGGGCAAGAAAGACUGGAGAAUGAUUUAGAAUUUAGAGAGCAAGAAAUAGGUACAGUAGUUAAAAGAAGAGCCAUAGCUGUAUAUCAUACAAAAGUUCCUAAAUCUCAUCCAGAUAAUGGAAGCGAUAUACGAAAAACGUUAGAAAGCCAAAAAAGCAGUUUAGGAAAAUACUUAAAAAAGGAAUUUGAUAAGCAUGGACAAUUUAAGUUUGCUCUUUGUUCUCUUACCAAAUUUCUUAUUAAUGAUAAACCUGGGAAUAAUAAUGCAGAAAAAAAGAAUUCAUGA